This is a messenger RNA of Arthroderma uncinatum, 1470 nucleotides long. RefSeq lists its product as uncharacterized. NCBI's taxonomy places the organism in Eukaryota, Fungi, Ascomycota, Eurotiomycetes, Onygenales, Arthrodermataceae. The coding region runs from base 1 to 1470 and encodes 489 amino acids. The record is from RefSeq and is a predicted model, not a curated record. The transcript has 2 exons.
AUGGGUACGGCAUCCAUGGAACAAGAUCAAUAUCAGCGUCAUCAGGGGUCAGCCGCCCACGCGACCUCGCGUGUGAAGUCGCCUUCGCCGGCCCAGCUCCGACACAGACAAAAUUCUCAGCUUGGCUCAAAUCUGAAUGGCGGCGCGGCUUCGCCUUUCACCCCUGAGAGACUGCGACGCAGCUCGACCUUCUCAGAUGCCGUUUCGGAGACUCGCCGAUCUAUACAAUCGUCAACAGAUGAUUUGUUCUUUCCCCGCGCCAACGGAAGCAUGGAAGAUAGCUACUCCCAUAAUACAGACUCCCCCUGGCAUUCGAGUCCUCUCGCAUUAGCCCUCCUACCAGCGCUGGGCGGGCUUCUCUUCCAGAAUGGAACUGCGGUGUUCACGGAUAUUGCCUUGUUGGCCCUUGCAGCAGUGUUCCUCAACUGGUCUGUUCGGCUGCCAUGGGAUUGGUACUUUGCUGCCCAGGAGCGAGUCCAACUGGAGUCGGCAGCAUUUGAUACCGAUGAUCUGGAUUUAAAGGAGCGUGAUGACGGAGCUGAGAAAUCUUCAGAAAUCGCAAAGGGGGUUCCUUCUCAGGAAAUGCAAGAUAACGAUAAUGAACCCCGCGUUACAUCACGUCGAAAGCAGCAAACGUCAACAGCAUACAAAGCUGCGAGGCGUGAACUACAAACCCACGAGCUUGCGGCGCUCGCAUCAUGCUUUUUAUUUCCAGUUUUAGCAACGUAUCUCCUACACACUAUCAGGUACCAGCUGUCACGGCCAUCUGAAGGGCUGAUCUCAAACUACAACCUCACCCUAUUUCUACUUGCGGCGGAAAUUCGCCCUAUUUCACACUUACUUAGGAUGGUACAAGCAAGGACUCUACACCUACAGCGUGUGGUGGAAUGGAACAAACCGAGGACUGAUAGUGAAAAGAUCCCCGAGUCCGGCGCAAUUCUUGAGCUCUCGAGGCGACUUGAGGAAAUCGAAUCUCGUCUUCAUCCAGAAAACUCGCACUUCACCAUCGCCGAAGAAGACAAAAGCGCAUCUAUAGAGUCUAAUAGGGAUAUCAUUGUCGCGGAGGUACGGAAAUCUAUACAGGAAGACAUCGAUACCCUCAACCGGGUUGUCCGCCGGCAAGAGAAACGCUGCAACGUUGCCUCUGUAAAGCUCGAAGCACGGCUACGCACCGUGGACAGUUACAUGGCAGGGCUCGAUCCACUAAUUGCUGCAGGGAAACAAGAGAGGUUAAAUGGUUCCAGACCCAGAUACAGAUUCAAGUACGAUCCUCUACUCAAGGGGGUCAUAGCCGCCGUUAUGGCUAUCAUUGUUCCUCCUCUACGGAUUGCCUGGUCGAUCGCCAUGCUACCUACAUACCCACUUUCAUGGGCAUAUUACUUGACUAUGCAGUUGCUUCGGUCGCGGGAAAAUCAGCACACGGCCAGAAAGUUACGCACUACGAGGCUGCCUCGUAGGGAGAUAAGCUAG